GAGCGGAGCAGACGAAUAUUUUAUUUUUCCUAACAAAAACUCCGUUUAUUUAGGUUUUCGAGUUGAUUGUGGUCCAAUUAGGUCAUAGAAAAACCGCUAAAGAUGUCCAAGAUCUUCAAGAAAGGAGAGAAAACGUUCGAGACACCUCGUCCAUUUAGAUUGAAUCAUCAGAUAUUGUGCAUAACCGGAGUCAACUUUCAGAGGAAGUCAAUCAUCGGCUAUGUUGAACUACAUCUCCUUCCCCUUAGGUCAGGGGUCAAUCGGAUCUUCCUCAACAGCAAACAGUGCAGAAUCUAUCGUAUCUGCAUUAACGAGAUAUGGGAGGCGUCAUUCAUGUACAGUGAUCCGUCACUCUCCAUCUGCCAAAAUGAAACGAAACAGCGUAAUCUUGAUUUCUUUUCUGGCUGCCACAGUACAGCCAUGAACUCUGUUGACCCCGAUCAGGCCAAUGGAGAGUUAUUGAUUAAGAUUCCUCAAGACGCCAUGCAUCUUGUCAAUGAUCAGAAGAUGUUACAAGUCAGCAUAGAGUUUUCCUUGGAGAGACCCCAGGGUGGAAUUCACUUUGUCGUCCCUGACACUGAAGGAUCCAUGGCAGAGAGAGCUGCUCAUAUGUUCACCUACAGUCACGACAACUCAUCCCGGGCGUGGUUUCCAUGCAUCGAUACCUACUCAGAACCAUGUACAUGGAAGCUAGAGUUCACCGUCGAUAAAGCCAUGACGGCCGUAGCAUCGGGGGAUCUUGUGGAGACUGUGUACACUCUAGACAUGAGAAAGAAAACCUUUCAUUAUAUGCUCAAUGUGCCGACCUCUGCGCCAAACAUUGCAUUCGCUGUGGGGCCGUAUGAGAUUUUAGUUGAUCCAGUCAUGCCAGAGGUGACUCAUUUCUGUCUACCUCAGCUGAAGCCUCUCCUUGAACACUCCACAGCAUUUCUACAUGAGGCAUUUGAUUACUUUGAGGAGUGUCUGGGUACCAGAUAUCCCUACAGUAAUUACAAACAGGUGUUUGUAGAUGAAGCAUAUAGAGACUACUCCUCAUUCGCUACACUCUCUAUUCUCAGCACCAAUCUACUUCACUCGUCCCGCAUCAUCGAUCAGACAUUCAUGACCCGACGCUUCAUGGCGCAGUCCCUAGCCGAGCAGUACUUUGGUUGUUUCGUCAGCUCACAGAGCUGGUCUGAUUUAUGGUUGCCUAAAGGUAUCUCCAAGUAUCUGACAGGUCUACUGCUGAAGAGGAUGUUUGGGGUCAACGAGUAUCGAUAUCAUAUACACAAGGAGUUAACCUCACUCUGUCAGUACGAGCAACAGAUAGGAGGUGUCAUCCUUCAUUCCAAUCCUCCAACAGCCCAAACCACCAGCACCGAUGACACUGAGCCAGGUUCUACCAAACCCACCCCUAAGUCCGGGGAGAGCGGGGCGUAUUUCUCCAUCAAGAACCCUCACACGGUGUCCUGGAGGUAUCAUGAGAUGAUGAGGGUUAAGGCGCAUCUCGUCAUGAGGCUGAUUGAGCUCAGGAUCGGCCAAGAUUUGCUUCUUCAGGUGUUCAACAAGUUACUGUCUCUGGCUACUUCAGCUGCAACUCUUAAAUUCAUCACUAACUCCUGGGGUAACAUGCUCCUGUCGACAAGCGGGUUCUUGAAGUCAUUAUCAACUGUCUCCGGUAAGGAUCUUUCGUUGUUCUUGGACCAAUGGGUGUACCAAGGAGGGAUUGUUCAAUUCCAUGGCAGCUUCAACUUCAACAGAAAACGAAACAUUGUGGAACUGGAGUUGAGACAAGACCCUGGGCGGAAAGGAAUUCUGAAAUAUGUGGGACCGCUGAAGGUAACAGUUCAAGAGUUAGACGGAUCCUUUGAGCAUACUCUACAAGUUGAAGAUAACGUAACGAAAGGAGACAUCACUUGUCAUUCAAAAAGCAGAAGGCACAAGAAGAAGAAGAUUCCAUUGAUGAAUGGUGAGGAAGUGGAUAUGGAUCUUAGUACCAUGGAUGCUGACUCGCCAGUAUUAUGGAUCCGUGUGGAUACCAAGAUGACACUGUUACGUCAAGUUAUCUUCAAACAGCCGGAUUUCCAGUGGCAUUAUCAGCUGCGAUAUGAGAGAGAUAUUAUAGCUCAGAUUGAGGCCAUUGAGAAUCUUGAGAAGUUUCCGAGUACAUCUACAGUGAAUGUCUUAUCAGAGUCCAUUGAGAACAGACAAUGCUUCCACAAGGUGCGCAUGGUGGCUGCUCAUUCAUUAGCCAAGAUCUCUAACGAGCUGGUAGCGUCCUACAUGGGUCACACGGCUAUCAUCGCGAUGUUCAAGAAGCUCUUUGGCUCCUACUCCUGCGCUGAUAUCGUCAGACAAAAUAACUUCAAUAGCUUCAUGGACUACUUCUUACAAAAGACGUUACCCGUAGCACUUGCCACAAUCCGCAAUGGCCACUCACUGUGUCCAAGGGAAUCCCUCGACUUCCUGGUGGACCUGAUCAAGUACAACGACAACACCAAAAACAAGUUUUCAGAUAACUACUACCGUGCAUCACUCAUUACCGCAUUGACCAGGACAAUAACUCCAGCUGUGGCAAUGGUCAGCACAAGCGUUGAGAAUCUCACUCCAGAAACAAAGAUGGUCCUUGAGGAGGUGACUCGUUGUCUGAAUCUUGAGAAGCUCCUACCCUGUUAUCAUCAUCGAGUCACCAUCAGCUGCCUUCAAGCAAUCCGCACCCUCCAGAAGAACGGCCACCUACCCAGUGAUCCAACGCUGUUCCAGACCUACGCUCAGUACAGUCACUUUGUAGAGAUCAGAAUGGCCGCGUUAGAAUCUCUCGUUGAUUAUGUCAAAGUUGAAGCCAAUGCGGACAUCUUUUCGUGGCUUCUGGACAUCGUUGAACAAGAUCCCAUGCCAUCAGUCAGACAUCGUUUGUUCCAGAUGCUCAUCGAUAAUCCACCAUUUAAGCAUAGAGAAGAAUCACCGCUUAAUAACGAGGCUCUGGUGGAGAGAAUGUGGACUCUCAUGAACUGUGGUACGUCACACGAUGCCAGGUUGCGAUGCGAUGCUGUUGACUUCUACCACAGUCUAUACGGCAGGAGCCGUCCAUCUUGUCUGCCAAUACCUGAGUUUGGCUUGGUGCUUAAUUUAAAGGAGAAACGAACCAUGCUGAAUCCAUCUAUUGUAAUCCCCGACGAAGACUCUAUAGAGAGUGACUCACAAUCCCUGAAUGACAGUGAGGAGAUGAAAGAUGAGAGUCAGAAUUCCGGUUCAGAGAGCAACGUUGAUCGCAAACGGAAGACUAUCUCUCCCCUCCCGUCAUCCUCACAGCAACGAGGCGGGUCAAAGAGCGAUGAAGAAGUUGAGGAAGACCACGCCUUAAAGAGGAAGAAAUCUAUACUAGAGACGCAGAGUAGCGUCAUGUCUUCCGAGUCUUCGUCUGAUGAUGACGAAGCGCCCUCUAUGGAGAAAACCGACCAGGCUACAUCGAUCCACAGGCAGAUUAAGACGGAGCCCAGCACGCCAACAGCAACAAGUGUAAGAGUCAAGGAGGAGAUGAUGCCCAACCCUUCAUCAUUACCAGGUCUCUCUAAACCCAUGGAGUUCAAGUAUCGUAUCCCAAAACUAAAUCGCAGCAGUUCGGACAAAUCUUACGACCACAGCGGACAAUCGACAUCUGGAAGCAGCUUAAAUAAAUCACACAAGAAGAAGAAGAAGAAGGAUAAACAUCGACACAAGAAACGCCAUGAUCGGGAUGUUCAUGAUUAGAGAGGGAUGAUUGGAUAAUGGUUGAAUUAUCUCCUUACCAUAGUAGUAGUAAUCAGGGUUUUUUAUAUUAUAAGUUAUCACACAAGCGCGAGUGGAAAACGGAAAAAAAUAUAGCGCUUCUGCGU
Molecule: messenger RNA, 3854 nt
Organism: Asterias rubens (European starfish)
Lineage: Eukaryota; Metazoa; Echinodermata; Asteroidea; Forcipulatida; Asteriidae
Product: transcription initiation factor TFIID subunit 2-like
Exons: 27
Coding region: 103-3729 (1208 amino acids)
Biological process (GO): transcription initiation at RNA polymerase II promoter
Cellular component (GO): transcription factor TFIID complex
Molecular function (GO): metallopeptidase activity; RNA polymerase II general transcription initiation factor activity; chromatin binding
Source: RefSeq, a predicted model, not a curated record